UAGAGGACAGACACACAGAGAUGAAGGCCACAUGAUGACAGAGGCAGAGAUUGGGGAUGAUACAGCUGCAAGGCAAGGAAUGUCACAGAUUGCCAGCAACCCCCAGAAGCUAGAAAGCGGCAAGGAAGGGGCCCUAGCGCCUUCAGAGGGAGCAUGGCUCUGCCAACACCUUGAUAUCAGACCUCCAGCCUUCAGGACUAUGAAAGAAUAAGUUUCUGUCAUUAUAAACUGCCCUGUUUGUGGCAGUUGGUUUCGGCAGCCCUAGAAAACAAAUAUGCCUGGGAACACCAGGUUUGCUGAUUCUAAAGAUACCUCCUCUUCCUCAAAGGAUUUCAAGGCUGCCUGCUCUGUGGCUGUUGACACUGAAGGCCCUCACUCUUUCCAGUAUCUGAUUUGCCUGCUCUUGAGGAAAGCCAGUGAGAAGCAUUAGACAGGGGAAUGACACCAUCUAUCUGAGAAUUUUACUGUGUUAUUUCUGGAAAAAUAAGCAUAAACCAACAGGCUGAACUGGAAGAAAAUAACCCAAGGGGAUUUAAUCAAUGUAAUAAGAAACUGUCAGAAGACAGAGAGACCUGUAAAGAUAAGAACUUUCCACUAAAUGUGAACUAAGUCUGUGUAACCUUCAUGUUCCUAGAGCUCUUGGAAUUUAUUUUAAAAACCAAACUUUUUUUUUUUUUUUUUUUAAAGUAAGGCUAUAAAGCUCCAGGAGCACAGACAUUUUCAAGACUGCCAACUGGGAAAGUACUUUCAGGAUGAAACAGAUCGGUUUCCCUUAACAAGUAUUUUUAGUGGUUUUACUCUGCGUUCUGGUUGGGAAUAUUCCAGCAAUGUCACUUAGAAGUUGAAAGAGGACCCAGCUGCUUUGUCAGAAUGAUUCUUUGCCUGCCUUUUCCCUUCAAAAAUUUACCUUAGACUUUAUUCAUCUCUGUGAGUUGUCCCCAUUUGGGUGAUCCCUUUGUUCUCAGCAUAUGAUGGUAAGAAAAAGAUUCAGAUUCCAGCUUCACUGUGUUUUAGCUGCUGGGGUAUUUAGGCAAUGGAAGUAAGUUGAGACGAUUAAAUGAGAUAAUGCACAUAAAGCCCUUAUUGUAAAGGAAAUACUUAAAAAGUUGACUGAAUGGAGGAACUGGCGUUGUGGCACGACUAUGGGAACUCUUCAGGGAAAGAUCAACUGGCCCCAAACGGAACUGAAGCAGCAGCUGUUCAAGCACCUGUGGGUGUUGGACUGGGAGUGGCAUCUGGGGCAUUGGGUAGUCGGGGCUGUGACAGACCAAAGGCUUAUCACGCAGCACCACCUCAAGAAGCGGGCAUCCAGUGCACGUGCCAACAUUACUCUGUCGAGUAAGAAGCUCAGAAAGCUUCUCCAGCAGAUCCAGCUUGCCCAGAAAGAGAAGGCAUUCACAGAAGCGGAAACCCCCUCCAAGCCUGCCAGGACUAGUGAACCACAACUCAAAGGUCAAAAGAAGACAAAAGCCCCCUAGGAUGUAGAAAUGAAGGCCCCUGAAGAGGAGAGCUAAACCUCUUCCUCUAGAAGAUUCUCAACUGGAUCUAGAAGGACUCAGUGGUUGUUUCAGAGGACUUUGGCAAAAGCAGCGCCCCCUUUCGCUCACCAGAUUUCUUCCUCCCUAAUCCUCCUCCGGAAAAAUGUCUUUGGGAGGGAAGAAGGUACAGAAUAAAGAGUGGAGAAGGGCCUCUCUAGCAGUCAAUUUCAUUUGUAAUAACGCCCUAGCACUCUCAAAAAAAAAGCUGACUGAUUAAUUAAUUCAUCAUUCAACAACUGUG
Molecule: messenger RNA, 1779 nt
Organism: Cebus imitator (Panamanian white-faced capuchin)
Lineage: Eukaryota; Metazoa; Chordata; Mammalia; Primates; Cebidae
Exons: 2
Coding region: 1143-1478 (111 amino acids)
Source: RefSeq, a predicted model, not a curated record